Gavialis gangeticus (Gharial) is the source of this 729-nucleotide messenger RNA. Its product is annotated as C-C motif chemokine 5-like. Gene Ontology annotation, biological process: cellular response to interleukin-1; G protein-coupled receptor signaling pathway; lymphocyte chemotaxis. Gene Ontology annotation, cellular component: extracellular region. Lineage: Eukaryota; Metazoa; Chordata; Crocodylia; Gavialidae. The coding region runs from base 76 to 351 and encodes 91 amino acids. The transcript is spliced from 3 exons. The record is from RefSeq and is a predicted model, not a curated record. Gene Ontology annotation, molecular function: CCR chemokine receptor binding; chemokine activity.
GGUCAGCAUCAGAUCAAGCAGGGUUUGGUUUCCAGUGGUCCUGCUUUUGUCUUGCUCCUGCAGCUCACCAUCAACAUGAAGGUCUCUGUGGCUGCUCUUGCUCUUUUCCUUAUUUUUGCCUUCUCCUCCCAGGCAUCUAGUGCUCCAGUUGCACUUGACAUGAUGACUGUGUGCUGCUCAGGCUAUGCCACCCGGCCAGUCCCCCGUAGCCAUGUGAAGGAGUAUUUCUACACCAGCAGUAUGUGUACUCAUCCUGCUGUCAUAUUUGUCACCAGGAAGGAUCGCCACAUCUGUGCCAACCCUAAGGAUGAAUGGGUCCGUAAAUAUGUGAACUUCUUAGAAAUCCAGUGAGAAGGCCAAGAGUGGAUGGAGGCUUCAAGGGCAAGGUGCCCCUUUAAGGCACUUCAAGCUGUUUCUGCACAUACAGUUUUAGAACUGUCUCUGUUGUAAAUGAUGUAAUUUUCUGAUUUAACCAGGGCCCUGCCCACUUGUAGUGGGUAAAGAUCCUGUGAACCUUAGAGAUAGUGGCUUCAAGGAUGGUCAGCAGGCAUGAAUUAUGCCUAGGGCUGGAGCACUGAACUGAAGCUCAGGAGAGCUGGGUUCUGUUCCUAGCUCUGCUACUAGCCACUGGCUGACCUUGGGCAAGUCAGUUCCCUUCCCUGCACCUCAGGUUCCCUGUCUCUAAAGUGGGAAUAAUGGUGCAUAUAUUCUAUUUUGAGAUCUAGUCGU